GCAGGUCCGCUGAGCCGCUGACGGUGAUAUCGGACAGGUUAGUGGUGGAUAUUCACCAGAGGGGACCGACGCUCAGCGGGGCUGUCUUGGACAUCGGAUCUAUUCAUUAUAAAGACCAACAGAUUGUUUUUUUUUCCCUCCAUGAAAGCGUCGCUGUGAGAAGCGGGCCGGUUUUCCGAGAUGAUGCUCUCCCCGUGGGACCGCUGGUACUCCACAAGCUGCUGUCUGUGCUACCAUGUCCGCACAGGAACCAUCAUCCUGGGGGUCUGGUACAUGCUCAUCAAUGCCGUGGUGUUGCUCAUCCUGCUCACGGCGCUCAGUGAUCCCGAGCAGUACCACCUGACCAGCGCUGAGUUGGCUAAUGACCUGGACGUCAUGGAUGACGCCAAUAUGUGCAUUGCCUCAGCAAUCUCCCUGCUGAUGAUACUAAUAUGUGGGAUGGCAACUUACGGCGCAUACAAGCUGCAUGCCGCCUGGAUCAUCCCUUUUUUCUGCUACCAAAUAUUUGACUUUGCACUGAACACACUGGUUGCCGUCAGCAUUGUGGUUUACCCCAACACCAUACAGGAUUACUUGCAGCAGCUGCCAGAAAACUUCCCUUACAAAGAGGAGAUUGCCUCUCUCAGUAAUGUGUGCUUGGUCUUCAUCGUGCUGCUCUUCAUCAGCUGUAUUCUUGGCUUCAAGGCUUAUCUGAUAGCAUGUGUGUGGAACUGCUACAGAUAUGUGAGUGGACGAAGCACGGCUGAAAUUCUCCUCUAUGUUACGACCAAUGACACCACAGUGCUGCUGCCUCCGUAUGAUGACAGUGUGGCUGUCCUUCCCAAGCAGGCUCCUCCACCCUACACCACCGCCACAGCAUGAAAACAAUCAGGAUGCUAAUAAAUCCCCAGCAAAAUGUAUGCACCACACUGCCUCUCCAGCACACAGUAUAUUCAUGGAUAUAUUGGAAGCUGCACACAUGCAUUCACACAUUCACACACGUAUUUACUCACAUCCACACACACACCACCGCCGUGACCUCCCAUCCCUUCCUGUGUUAUUUAUCGAUCGACUCAUAUAGUAGUCUUCCUGUAACUGUUCCAUAGACCUACUCUGUUUCUGUUAUGCUACUGUUUUUAAAAUGCUGUUUCAGUGAAGUUUGUUGGUUUGCACUAAUCUCCUGUUUUAAUGAUGUAAUCCAGGAAAUUAAAUGCAUUUUUAUGCAUUUGGGUGAAAGGCAAUGGGAAAGCAUAUAGGAAAGUGGUGUGAUAGAUUAUAUAUAUAUAUAUAUUUUUAAUAUUGCUAUUUAAGCUCUGUGUGUACCUGUAAUAGUAUUUUGUGAGUCUUACCUAUAAUAGACAUACUUGCUUAUCCACAAAUGCAAAAAAAAAAGGUUAAAAAGACGAUCCUGUUGCUCACAAUAAGGAGUGAAGAGUGUCAGGUGUUUUCUAUUUGUUUUGUCUCUGCUCGUGAUCAGGGUUGGAUUGCCUUUAUAACUCUCUUUCUGAUGGGGUGCACCUUACCGAAUGAUGCGUCACCUUGACUGGAAGUAUUCCAAAGAAAUGCCUCUGCCUGAAUUCUGACAUGAUCCAAGAGCAACAUAUAUCGUACAUAUCACCUUCUUCUACUAAUUAAUUCAAAUUGUGGAAGUAAUCGUUUUGUGUUAUGAACUGCAGGAGUGUUGAGUUGUGUUGGACUGAAUUUUAAAGGUUGAUUUUCAUAACUUUUGAAUGUGAUUUUGUCUCUGUUUGUACUGACUGAGGAGAAAAGUCCUGGCCUGCUGUUUGUCUUCUUGACAGCACAGAAGUAGCACUGAUCUACCAUCAGUUUUGACUUUGCAGGCACUCUGAAUGAGUCACUCAAGUAGGCCAGACCAUCUCUACUCUGAGGAGCUUAAUAAAUGUGGACUCUGGUUGUGUUUUUUCAAUUAAGCCAAUGGGAGCUGGUCUGUGUAAACAAAGGAGUCUCUUCCACCAGAUGCAAUUAUUGGCAAGCUGCUCCCCGGACACAAAAUGUCCUCCAAGGACACAAAAUUCAAACAAGUCUGCCGCUGUAUGAAGAGGACAAAAAUGUGAUCUUUAUUUGUCUAUUAAAAUCAAAUUUAACCAACA
Molecule: messenger RNA, 2090 nt
Organism: Myripristis murdjan (pinecone soldierfish)
Lineage: Eukaryota; Metazoa; Chordata; Actinopteri; Holocentriformes; Holocentridae
Product: lysosomal-associated transmembrane protein 4B
Exons: 7
Coding region: 181-861 (226 amino acids)
Cellular component (GO): lysosomal membrane
Source: RefSeq, a predicted model, not a curated record